AUGGCCACCGAAGAUGGAAUGAAGUUCGCGGUCAAGCUUCGCCUUGAGGACGAGAGCGACUUCGAUCGGCUCUCGCAGGCCCUCUCGCUGCGGGUGAACAGUGACGAGGUUUACAAGGAUUACUUCUUUGACUUUACCUCGCGGCGUCUGAGCCACAACAGUGGCGUGCUGCGGCUUCGCGUCCCGGUUGCUGGAACAGAAACGGCGGCAACGACUCUCCCUUCGCUGACGUUGAAGGAGCGGAAUAUCGUGGAGAGAGGGGAUCAGAUGUACACCGUCCAUCAAGUACCUAAUCUGCCCGAGGAAGUCAAGGAGGAGCUUCUCGCAGGCAAGCCCUUCAUGGAGGUGCUGAGGCGAUGUUGCCACUGUUUGAAGAAGGAACAGGCCGCCAAAAUGAGCUCCAUCAUAAAAGGCUUGGAGGAUUCGGAAAAGACCCCCGGCGCGGCGGGGCCCAUUGAAAUAGUGGACUCGCUGAAGUCACACCGCCGGGUAUACGGUUGCGCCCUGGAGCCUCGCUCCGGGAAUGUGGCGGGGGCUAAUGAAUAUUCGGAGAGAACUGGAAUUCACAUGCUGGGCGGAACCAUUCGCUUAGAUGAGACGGACUUUCCCUUUGGAAAGAGGUACGAAAUUGAGGUGGUGGACUUUAACUUUCCUGUCGGAGACGUCCGAAAGGAAUUGGAGAGUUUCCUGCAUUUACACAAUAUUAACUACAGUGAGAGUUUGGAAAGUAAAUGCUCAACGUUCAUGAAGUACUUGGAAGGCUUUCAGUCGCACUCUGAGGAUAUCGCGGGAGUGCUGCUCCGCAUUUCGGGCGAUGAGGGCUACGAGGAGGCUGUCAGGUGGUUAGAAAAUAAGUGUAGCACCAUCGCUUUAAAUCCACAGACUGUGGGACUGACGCAGGGAUCCACCUACCCGUCAUCGCAGGCCGGCGCGGUCUGCAGUUACCUUUCAGGCCAGAGGGCAUUGCCGAUGUCCGCGCAUAGCGGGCAGGACAUCUUUUCGCAGUCGCUCCACCAAUGUUCACAGCUCUCCUCAGAAAGAGAGAUGAACCCUAACAGCAGCGUCGACGAACGGCAGAAGUGUGAAGAUUAUGAAGAGUAUCAGGAAAACUUCUACUUUGAUUCUUCGGAUCGCAUUUUGGACAGGCGUCGGUGCGAGAUGGAGUUGCGCUACUCCUCACAGCGCCAAGCGUUUAUGCUCUCCCUGAAGCAGAGCCAAAGCGUCGAGGACGGGUCUCAGAACGCCAACACACUUCGCGGUACACUCUCGGGCGACAUGGCUCGAGAGCUGCUACGUUCUCCAACAAGGUUCCUGAAAGACAGGCGAAGGGACAACUGUGUCGCCGAAGCCCUUUGGGAUGAGUUUAAUAUGCGUGAGUUGUUUGUAUUGGGCUUCUGCCAAACCAUGCGCCGUGGGUUUACGCGUCCUGUCACCGUGGACUCUCAGUUACGCUGCCUGCGAGAGAAGCGGCGGAGGCAGCCGUCAGACGACGACGACGUUGACCCUGAACCACAGCGGGGACGCCUGCAAACGGAUCUGCCGCCGUUAACCAUUCAUUUGGACAAUACACUGAUUGGCCGCAAGGAGCUGCUCAAAAAGUAUGUAGAAGACGCUGCCGAAAGCCCAUCCUGCACGAUUGCCAGCAGUCCGGCGCUCCCCAAAGGCAAGGAUGAGAAGAGGGUAUACGAGGUUGGGGUAAGUAAACUCCCUAAGGAGAUCCAGCAGGCCGUGAAAAAUUGGUUUCUUUCAAAAAUGCAUAAACUUGGGGUGGAGUGCGAGCUGGCCCGUCGCACAAAGCUGGAACAGUGCGUCGCUUCUCUGCCGAAGCAGUAG
Messenger RNA from Trypanosoma conorhini, 1833 nucleotides. RefSeq lists its product as uncharacterized. Bases 1 to 1833 code for a protein of 610 amino acids. The record is from RefSeq and is a predicted model, not a curated record. The transcript has a single exon. NCBI's taxonomy places the organism in Eukaryota, Euglenozoa, Kinetoplastea, Trypanosomatida, Trypanosomatidae.